AUGCUCAAGCUUCUCUCCUCAUCUCACAAAACCCCAACCCUAAACCCUCACAAACCCCUCCUCUUCCUCUCCCGCCUCCUUACCCAAUUCUCCCACCUUCCCUCCGAUUACGACCCGCCGUUUUCUCCAACUUCCAAACCCCAAACCCCCAAAAACAUUACGACCCAGAAUGCUGACCCGAAAAAGGACCCGACCCACCAGCCUCUCAAAUCGGACCUUCCCUUCGACUUCAGCUACUCCUACUCCGAGAUCCCGUCGGCGGAACCCAUUUCCUUCCGGGAGUCGCCAAAGUUCUCUCCUUUCGGGCCGGGUCGGCUCGAUAGGAAAUGGACCGGGACGGCUGCCCCGGCCCAACAAGAACCGGACUUGAACCAGCUGGCGGAGCAGAGAAAACGGGUUCUCGGUGACCCGCUUACGGAGGAGGAGGUGGCUGAGCUGGUGGAACGGUACCGGCAUAGCGAUUGCUCCCGCCAAAUUAAUCUGGGGAAGGGAGGAGUUACUCAUAACAUGUUAGAUGAUAUCCACAACCAUUGGAAGCGAGCUGAGGCUGUGAGGAUCAAGUGUUUGGGGGUGCCAACUCUUGAUAUGGACAAUGUUUGCUUCCACCUUGAGGACAAGUCUGGAGGGGCGAUUAUUUACCGGCAUAUAAAUGUUCUUAUUUUAUACCGCGGUCGAAAUUAUGAUCCGAAAAAUCGGCCAGUAAUACCUGUGAUGCUUUGGAAGCCGUAUCCUCCGAUAUAUCCAAAGCUUGUGAAGAAUGUUGCUGAUGGCUUGACAUUUGAAGAGACGAAGGAGUUACGUAACAGAGGACUAAAUUCCCUCCCUAUCAUGAAACUUACUAGAAAUGGUGUGUAUGUGAAUGUUGUAGAAAGUGUAAAGGAGGCGUUCAUGACUGAAGAGGUAGUGAGACUAGAUUGCACUCAUGUUGGUACCAGUGAUUGCAAAAGAAUAGGCGCGAAAUUGAGGGACCUUGUACCUUGCAUUCCCAUUUUGUUCAAAGACGAGCAGAUCAUACUGUGGAGGGGGAAACAAGAUCAUGAACAAGACUCCCAAGUUCAGUGAUAGAUCUUAGAGAUGGAAAAUUCCCUCUGCCAAUGCAAAUGCUAUAUUCCGCAUGGGGCGGUGGAUUCCCGGUUGUGAAUGCACAAUAUCUGCCUUCGUUGAGGAGCUAACUGUUAUCUAAUUCCUGUCCCAGUACUUCCAACACCCAUGAGCACUAUGGACCUAGUGAAGCUCCAAUUCCAGUGAAGUUAGCUAAAAAGGAAACGAUUUUCCAAAUUGAAACAGCAAUGUCAACCUAACUUUUUCACGAAAGCAAUCGAUCCACAUACGGUACCGGUGGAACUGGAAUCCUAAUUAUCCUACGACACAAGUGCCAUAACCAUAGCUACCAGGAUGAUAGAAGAAUAUUGAUAUUAUAUGUAUCAAUGUAUGUAUAUAUUAUAUGGCACAUGUAACAUAUUAAGGCAGAAUCGUAGUGUGUAUGCUCCUGAGAUCAAGUUCAAAAACAC
Messenger RNA from Fragaria vesca subsp. vesca, 1511 nucleotides. RefSeq names its product CRS2-associated factor 2, mitochondrial-like. The record is from RefSeq and is a predicted model, not a curated record. Gene Ontology annotation, biological process: Group II intron splicing. The transcript is spliced from 5 exons. Gene Ontology annotation, molecular function: RNA binding. The coding region runs from base 1 to 1062 and encodes 353 amino acids. NCBI's taxonomy places the organism in Eukaryota, Viridiplantae, Streptophyta, Magnoliopsida, Rosales, Rosaceae.